AAAACACCCUAAACACGAAAAACAAGUCUUGCAAGCAUGCAAAGGCGUGGAGUAUCUACACCUUAGUUCAGUUUCUAUUACGGGAAAAAGAAAACGAAACCCUGCAUAAACUACAAUAGGCAAUAGGAUUUUCAUCAUUUGCUCAACAUCCAAAGAUAGUCAUGAAAAGCCUUGAAGACCCUACACGAGCAGCUUCUUUCUUCACUAUCCCGCAGAUGCUUUCUAUAAUUCUCUUCAUUGCUAUUGGGAUUCAGCAGAUCUUCAAUCACCAAAAAGAUGAUUUGUGUGAUAUAGAAGGAAAAAAACUCAGAAUUCUUUUGGUUGGAAAAACAGGGGUGGGGAAAAGUGCAACAGGCAACACCAUCUUGGGAAAAAAUGUUUUUAAAUCAUCCAUGUCGUUUGCCUCUGUGACUGGACAAUGUGAAAAAAGUCAUGCCGUAGUUAAUGGAAGAAGCGUCACAGUGAUUGACUCUCCGGGUCUGAUUGACACCAAGUUGAGUGAAGAUGAGACAAUCAGAAGAAUUAAACGCUGUAUUCCUCUCUCUGCUCCUGGUCCACAUGUCUUCUUAGUUGUGAUUCAGUUGGGCAGAUUCACUAAGGAAGAGGAAAAAGCUGUUGAAAUCAUCCAAGCAAUUUUUGGCAAACAAGUCUCCACAUACACCAUGGUCUUGUUUACUCAUGGAGAUCAACUGAAGGACACAAACAUUCUUGAACUUUUGAGUGAAAGUCCAGAACUGGUCAAGUUAAUCAAAACCUGCAAUGGACGAUACCAUGUGUUCGAUAAUUUAGAUAAGAAUCAAGAUCAGGUCAUUCAGUUACUGGACCAGAUUGAUCAAUUGGUUACUGCAAAUGAUGGGCAGCAUUACAGCAGUGAGAUGCUUGAGAGGGUGGAGAGAGCGAUUGAGGAAGAGAAACAACGUAUCCUGAAAGAGACAUUGGAGCAGAAAAUAAAAGAGAUAGAAUAUCUGAAAGCUAAACUUACAACCGACAGGCUUGAAGAAGAAAUAAAAAGGCUAAAUAAGAAAUAUGAUGAUGAUGCAAGAUAUAGGGCUGAAAUAUGCGAUUGUGUUCUAAAGCCAUUUUACAGAUCUUUUGACAUGGUAAAAAGCGGUUUGAAGUUUAUUAGAAAUACAAUAGGCCUUUGAAAAGACAAAUUAAUAUAGAUAUUUGAAAGCUGAUUAUGUCAAAGUACUAACUUUAUUACAAUAAAUGUUUCUUGACACCUCCUAA
Misgurnus anguillicaudatus (oriental weatherfish) is the source of this 1230-nucleotide messenger RNA. Its product is annotated as GTPase IMAP family member 7-like. Lineage: Eukaryota; Metazoa; Chordata; Actinopteri; Cypriniformes; Cobitidae. The record is from RefSeq and is a predicted model, not a curated record. Gene Ontology annotation, molecular function: GTP binding.